Molecule: messenger RNA, 1722 nt
Organism: Wickerhamiella sorbophila
Lineage: Eukaryota; Fungi; Ascomycota; Dipodascomycetes; Dipodascales; Trichomonascaceae
Exons: 1
Coding region: 1-1722 (573 amino acids)
Biological process (GO): regulation of DNA-templated transcription
Molecular function (GO): DNA-binding transcription factor activity, RNA polymerase II-specific; zinc ion binding
Source: RefSeq, a predicted model, not a curated record
AUGGAAUUUAGCACAAUGUGGCGGAAACGCCAGGCCUGCAAGCGCUGCCGCCAGCUGAAAGUACGGUGUCAGUUUGCUAGCCCGGCAGCAACUGCGUGUGUCCGUUGUACAAAGUCCAAUAUCGAGUGCGAAUACCCGCAGCCUGAAGCUGGUAGCAAUGAAAUGGCUUCAAACGAACUAGAUGCACACAGCGCUCGCUUAUCGGGCAUAUACGACCCCAAUGUGCGUGCGACACUUGCUUCGGGCAAUAUGAAUGAUAAAGUGAAAAUGGCACAGCAAAUCAAGUACCUAGAAACACUGAUCAGGGACGCUCGGCGAGAGCUCGACGCAAUCACCCGAGCCGGAGCCACCCCGCUGACCCGAGCACUGGCCCUCGAGUUUUACACUUUGGACGAGGCCACCGAGUUCUACAAGAGUUUUCAGAAAUGUGCAGUCAAAUACCUGAAUGCGACAUUCAUCCCUGAAGAUAUGAACAAAUGCGAUAAAGACUACCCUUGGACCUGCAUGGCAAUGAUCACGAUCGGCGCCCUGAACAAGUCUACAGACAAGGCGCGAGAUCGAAUGGAAAUGUGUACCCCGAUGCUUGAGAUAGCAGUCGGUGGCGAUGCAAAAAUGUCCAAUGAAGACAUGCAGCUGGCAAUGUCGCUCAUGGCAACUUUCCUGCUCCAAUAUGGCGACCGGGGCAUUUCAAGACUCUACGGAGCCCACGCAGCGACCCAGCGAGUGCUGAACAUGGAAAAACUCGACCCGUCGCCCCCCUUUGGCAUUUAUAUUGGUGGAAGCAAUAUUAUUGCUUUGAGCAUGACCGCAAUGGGUCGAACGCUUCGUCCACUGGCCCAACAGUACGUCCAGUUGAUUCGGGGGGCCUGCGGCUGUGGCUGGAGCCAAGAAACCGAGCUGGCAAAAGCAUACAUGAUUACCAGGGUUUUCGAGGCUGCCAAGAUCCGCUUCCGUCGGGCGAACCACAUUUCAGAAGUCUACGCUGCGCAGGAAGAUGCCAUCCGGGAUCUCACCACGCUUGCGUCCAAUUGCAAAGACCCAGUGCCAGCGUUGAUCUCGGCCGCAAAAAUUAAAAUCGGAGUCAGUGCUUUGCUGCUGCUGCUCGUCAUGGAGCCCGACUCUGUUGACCGACAGAAAGUCGCCCGGGCGCUGGUCAACCACACUAUGAACGAAGCAUUUACGUUAUCUUCUAUCUUUUCUAUGCUCCCCGAAGAGCACCGGGACUAUUUACCAACUUAUGUUUACAUUCUUAUGGAAGACGUUGUCGUCUGCGUGACAAUUCUUCGCUACGCUACGUUCGCUCUGGGGCUAGACGUGGACGUCAACUCGGAUCUUAUUUUCUCAACCGUCGAGGACACUUGGAAAAACAUGGCCCUCAAGUCAUUCCUAGCCCGCCAGCUGUUUGUGUCUGUCAUCCAGGUCAAGGAAAUGAGCAGCAUCAAGAUCGGUGUCUUCAAUAAGGCCACCUCCAUGGUAGAAGGCCCUGGAGACCUCGAAGACUGGGCCAUCUACGCCCACACCCUCGGGAAAGAACACACCUGUAUCACGGUAAGCCGUGAACUCCUUCUGAAUAUACUUAUUGAAGAGACUCUGAAGACGCUGCGGGCACCAGAGUCCACGAUUUUGAUUGCACCUCGUCCGCCCGCUCACUAUAUGGCGCUGCCUCAUCUCACUGAAGAGAUGAUCGCCGACCGAGUUUCUCAGUUUUUGUUGUAUCUAUAG